ACAGACUUGUUAUAAAGUCAUUUUGAGGUCCAAUCCCGUAGGCGCUUGAGAGUGUUGACGCCGUACUUGUAUUGAUAUAGGGCGAAUUUUAAGCUCAGUGACUCAUUUGUGUAUAGCUCUUCGCCAUAUCCCGUGCCUUAACUAUUUGACAUUUGUGGCCUUUUUAACGCGCGUUAGAGAUAGUUCAUAAGUCAAUCAAUUCUUGUCGUCCCACAGCAAGACAGAAAGAGCGAAAUCGGAUGCAGAUGUGAUUCGUAAAUACCAUGACUAAUAGUCACGGCUUACUUCUGCACACAGUCUUAGUUUUAAGUUAUAAGCUGAAUAAUACACGAAAGACUUAACUUAUAACCAAAAUUAAGAAUUUAAUUUUAGAAAUAAGACCAAUCAAGUCUUGGAAAUACUUUCGGACAAGUUGACGUAUUGGGCGUAAACAAACCGCGCUAUGGCGAGUUGCUGGACCAUAGGAUGCUCGUUGGUGGUAAUUUUAAGUGUAUUUUGCAUCUGGAAUUGUGUUAACCGCGAGGAUGUGCCGGAUACAUCAGACUGGUACGGAUGCCGUGAUCAAAAUGGAAAGCCAAUUGAUUCGUUUGUGGUUUACAAAUUACCAAAGGACAAAAAUAGCGAGUUUGCACCGCUGAAGACUGGGACAGCAUAUAUGUAUCUCACCCCAGAAACAGCUGCUAGAUUACAGAGUGGUGGGGUCUCCAGUGUGUUUAGUGAAUACAGGGAUUCAGCCAGUGGAUGGGUGCUAAGCAAUGUUAGCAUUGGAAGCGAGUAUUCCAUACUCUCAUAUACUCUGAGAAGAAUUUAUAGUGAAAAAGAUUUCUUACAGAAUUCAGCACUUAUUAUGUACAACGAUGAAUUUCCCAAUGGCACAAAGUCUUUCACAAAGGGGCACACAAAAGGUGUUCUGGUAAUGACACAGUCUGGUGGGUUGCUCGUUCAUUCUGUACCUUUGUAUCCACCUCCACCAGAAGAAUGGCUACUCGUACCCAUCCCACGGGUCAUCAUUAUGGCCAAACUAUGUUGUGUAUCAGCCAUACCUGUAGAAGAAGCUGAGAACAUAGGUGGGCAGCUAAUUCAGAAUGAACCCUUCAUAUAUGCAUCCAGUAUGCCAGCCUCUUUAAUAGAGCGGUUCCCAACUUUGACAAAAGUCAUCGAUGGUGAGCAUCCUGACUCCCUUCCAUGGUACCGAAUUACUCAGCUCAAAUCUAAACAAGGGAAGACAUUUACAUCUUUUGCCAAGUACAGGAAAUACGACCAGGAUUUAUAUGCUGGAUUAGUAGCCCCAAUUCUUGAAACUAACCUUGUUGUGGAAACUUGGAGGAAUGGGCCGGAUCCUCUUCCUCCUUCAUGUAAUUCUACUUACAAGGUAGAGAAUGCUGAAAGUAUUUUAGUGAGGGCUGCCUCUACAAGUUUCUCAACUCAUAAAGAUCACAGCAAAUGGGCUGUUGCUGCUGAACCAGACCAACCUUAUGUAUGCAUUGGUGACAUUAAUCGAAUGGAGUCUCAGUUUCACCGAGCAGGAGGAACGGUAUGUAUGUGGAGUCUGAGCAUCUGGCACAGGUUUCACAACCUAGUUCAAGAAGUAGACACCUGUCGUUCUGGAAUUUAAGUUUGUUGUAGAAUUAUAUUAGAUCUAAUACUGGAAAGUUGCAGUAAUUUAUGUCAGGUUUUUUCUUUGAUCUGACCAGAGAAUUGUAAUGAUGUAGUUGGCAUUGCAGUACUGUAGUUAUUAACAAUAAUGAUUUUGCUAACUAACUGUCAGAAACAUUUUUAUUAUAUAUGUAGUCUUUUUGGCAUCCAAAUUAUAUUGUUAUGGGAAAAUUAAGGGAGUCCACUAAAGUGAAAUUGGUAUAUAAUACUACCUUGCAUUUGGAAUAUAUAUAUGUUCAGACUUUUUUUAUGAUGAAUUACAGCAACAUAAUUUUGAUAAUUAUUUGUAUAUGACAGCAUUUUCUGUUAAGUUUAAUGAGAGAACACAAUUUUUUGUAUAUGGUAGCAUGUUUUUUUAUUUUAAUGUAAGAACAAUUUUUUGUAUAUGACAGCAUUAUCUUUUAAUUUUAAUGUAAUAUCAUAAAAAUAAUUUUAGUACUACAUACUUGAAAUUAGCUUAUUGAUAAGUUUUUGGUAUUCAUAAGAAAAGGGUUUAUUAAUUAAAUUAUCCCUUAACGGAACACCACCCUGAAAAUAAAUUCAGCUUUGAAUAUUUAUGAUGCAGUUUCAUAAGUGUUCUCACAUAAAUCUGAUUUAUCUAUUUCUCAUUGAUAACGUAGUUUAGUCUUAACAUUUCAUCGUGUCGUGUUGUUGUACGUAAUGGUUGUUUAGAUGUAGAAGUCAGUCAUGUCAUUCAGUAGAGUUAGACUUUGAAUUUAAGCCAUGUAGUGUUCAUUGUAAAUUUUAUACAUUGCCAUGAGGUCUGUACAAACAUCCCUGCACAUAUUGUGUUGAUGCCAUUCUUGUGUGGUGCUGUUUCAAAUAAUUAUUUGUGUUAUACACUUGCUCAGAGGUUUAACUUUUUAAAUGGUUUAAUGUAAGAAAGUAUUGACUUUCCAUAUCAGUGGACAUAAGUUUGCAAUAUUGCACGUGACAAACUUUCACAGAAAUGUGGGGCUUCUCAAUUUUUAAUGCAGAAUUCAAUUUAUAAUGAUCAAAUUAUAUUAGAUGGCAGUUUUUUGCAGUAGUAUAUUUAUAAUGAGAGAAUGACUGGAAAUUAGUUAGUUGCAAAUUAACGCUGUAAAUGUAUUGUUGUAUGGGUAAUUUACUGUUUUCCAAAAAUCAGAAUUUUCUCCAAAUUUAAAAUUGAAGGUUAAUGAGAAUUUUGCUUUACCCCUGAUGUUUGACAUUUGUGGAAACUGCCUACAGUUUAUGUCCUUUAAAUAGUCUUUACUGUUGUUGGAAUGUACUUCAAAAUGUCAAUGUAAGGUAGCUUUUCUGUAGUGGUAGAUGGUGUAUAGAUUUCACUGAAUUUAUCCAUGUUGUCGUAACACUUGACUACUGGUAUUUUGAUAAUGAAAGUGCUGGAACACUUUCAUCACUGUGUCAGGUUGUUAUUUGAAUGUUACUGAUGAAAUUUGCAAAAGAUGAAAAUAUUGUUUGUUGGAUGUUAAUAAGAUAACUUACUGUGGUUAUUUUGAAAUUUUUAAAGUGUUGAAUUUAUGGGCAGAUUGAUAUAUUACUGUUUAAAUAACUGUUAGUGUGGCAACAUUUAUGAAAAAUGUAAUGUAGUAUUUUUUCCCCCUACUGCCAAGCUGUGGUAUUCUCAUCCACUUAUUUUUCUUCGCAUAAGCUUUCUUCCCCUUUUUUUUUUGAGAGGUAGGUCUUCCUACUUUUUAUUUUCUGGAGCUAGAAAGAGACAUUGUGUCAUCUGUCUCAUUGGCCUUAGGGCAUUGAAAAAAUUUAAAACGUAUUCAGUCACUCAACCAAGGUAUUUGUAGAAAAAUAUAGUUUUACAGGACAGCUCAGGGAUAUUCAAUACCAAAGUUUUUUGGCACAGGUUCCACAGAGUGAGAGUGGACUUGAAAUAAAGGUAAAUGGUCUGUUGACUACUAGUAAAAGUAUAGUACGUAUUCUUUCAUAGUGAAGUACAGUACAGCUAAUAUGACUUUCUUUUCACUAUGCUUUAUAGUGUCAUUGAGUUUAGAAUACAUAUGGAACUUGAACACUGUAUGUUUGACUGGUAAAGAAUUGAAAAUUAGGUGAGUGCUGAGUUUCUACUAAAUGGCAAUCAAAGUUUUCCAUUGAUUAGGUACUACUUGUCACUAGUGGGCACCCUCUGGCUUACCUAUCAGGUUCAUUGACCAGCAUGCAAGGAAAAAUGAAUAAGUGAAUAGAGAUUGAGAGAGCAAAAAUGACAACUUUUCCUCAGCAUUCUUUGACAUGAUUAUGUUGAUUGAGUCCAAUUUGGAGGUGGAUACAAGAGACCAUUCUAGGGACAUGAUGACCUUUGGAGUUCAUGAGUGGAUCAUGAUAGUUACAAGUAACAACCCACUGAGGAGUAUUAGUAACUGACAAAGCAGUGAAAGAAGUGACUUCAGAUAAAAUAUUCUUUAACAUUAGCAUCUGGUUGUGGUCAUAGUCACUCACUUAGAAUGAGCAAAUAGAGAAGGAACAGCGGACACUCUUGGACUGUCUAAAGGCACUGUGGGUUCCAGGAAAGAAUCAAGGUAUGAUUUAGGGGGACAUGUUUUCAUUACUCACAUUCUAGAUCUAUUCAGUUGUGCUUCCUAUACUAUUCUAGUAAGGUAUGGACAAACCAGUCCCUCCAGUUGUCAGUGGAGAUCUUUGAUUUUCUCUCAAGUGCAAACUUUGUUUGCUUAAUUCCUGCCUUUUAAGGAGUAAAUCUAGGUAAGAGGUACAGGAAUGGAACAUGGAAAUUAUUAAAAAAAAUUUAUUUUUAUAUGAUAUAAACACACUUGUUAGAAUCUUUCAAUGAAGAUAGCUUCUGUAUUUUUGCAUGUUGGUUUAUGAAAGCUAUUGGCAUUAUAAUUUGGGACAUGAAUGCAUUAAAAAAAAAUCAGAGUGACCAUAUAUUGGAUAAAUAUAUUAACUGGCAUUUUUUGUAAUUAGAAAUUUGAAAAAAAAAUUAUAUAAAAGAAAUAGUACUCUACCCAAGAAAUAUGAAAAUUUAUUUAAAUGCUAAAAUUAGAUAGAAAAAUAUCCGAGUCGGAAUAGGAAUGAAAUAAUGCUCAUUAAUAUGAACUGAUCCUGCUGCUAUAACAUGGUAAUUAUUGAUUUUUCAGAAUACUAUUGCUUGCAGUAUUUUCUAUAUUAUAGUGUUUUAAAAAAUGUUAUAUAUGUAUAUUGGAAAAUUUAGAGGAUCAGUAGUUCCUGAUCUGAAAUGCAUGGUAUUGUUAGUAUUUUAGUGUACGUAUUAAGGUUAAUUUAAGAAAAUGAUAAUGGUAGUUUUUAUUUAAAUCUGCAUUGACAGAUUUUAGUUUAUUUAGCUGUUAUUUUUAUAUCUUAUUAUAGACUGAUUAGGUGGUACAAUUUUGAAUUGUCAUUGCUAACGUAAGAUAUUACGUGGAAUAUUUGGCAGGACCUUAAAGAGGUAUUUACUGAAAAUAAUUUAUGUAUAUAAACAUUAUAUGUGACAGAAUAUAUUUUUUAUAAAUUGUGUUUUUGUUGUUAUUUUUAUAUGUAGUUCUUGAAAUUUUUGUCUGUUUUUACUUCAUCAAAAUACAUAUGUAUGUUUUGUAAAUUAAGUUUUCGUACUUGUUCAUCUUGCUUUAAGGCAAGUAUUUUAUGAACAGUUAUUUUUAUAAGAUAAAACAUUAUGCUCUCUUUUGUUCUCAUGGAGCAUGUGAACAUUCCAAUUGUUUUGGUGACUGGUUAUGAUGGAAUAUAUCUCAUGUUUUUACCAAAUGACUAGUUUGUUGUAUGUAUUUUUAAAUACCAUACUGUAAUUGUGAGUGUUACCUUCAUAUUUAUCAUUUUUCAUUCUAAUGUUUGUUAAAUCAUUUAGUGGUUUCAUGCUCUUUGGCCAUCCCUCGACAUACCCCAGUUGAAUAUUAUUGUAGCUCAGAUAUUAUGCACUUUUCUGAAUAUACUGUAUAUAUGAUAAGUUUUCUUUCUUUGUGUAACACUAGACAUUUGUAAUUUUUGAGUGCACUGUGGUUUUGUUUGGAGGUGGGGGAGCAUAUUGAAGGAAGAGUAUUAGCUGAUGCUUUUAGUAUAUGUUUCACUAAAUAAUAAAUAAAAAUGCAAAGUACGUAGUGUUACAUUGGUUGCACUGGUCCCUGAGUGAAAUGAGGAGAGUUUGCUAGACUGAAAAUUUAGAGUAGUCACAUUUUAAGUGUUAGUUCCUGUGUUAUUGCUUUUAUUUUGGUGAUAACAUCCAUUUAAUUUGGCUGGAAUGGGAGAGAAUAGUCAGACUUGAGAAAAAGCAUCUUGUUCUAUUAGCUAUAUGGUGAAAGAAUAGGACCCACAGGUCAUAAUGUUACAUUUGGCAUUAACCAAUGUGUUACUACUUUGUCUCCCUGCUUAAGGAAGAACUCUGCUGGCAUUUUGCUGCUGCUUUUUUGACUUCCUGGAUCUUCCCAGAAGCUUGUCUGGUUGAUCUUGGCAUCUUCAGAGGUACAGUUACUUCAGGCUUGAGAUUUUAAGUAUGAACUAAGCAUUGAAAUGCUAUUGCGCCUUUCCCACAUCUUUCCUCCUCUUCCUCUGCUUUCACUUCUUCCUUUUCCAACCCCUUCCAGUCUCCAGACAAAUGUAGGGACAGGAAGAAGCCCUAGAAGCCUUCUCCCUGUAGGAGGUCCCCUAAGAAUUCCUGCAGGCACCAUUCUUUGCAAAGGUGGAUGACCAAUCACCAGCAUGAAUUCCUCAAGAGAUCAGACCUGGCCUGCUCAUGUGUGCUUGCUAUUGAUCCUGUCUCUAGACUGUUCACUACAGUGCCAGAGGUUGCUAAUCCUUCUUUCUUUCUUCCAUGAGUUGUAGCGUGCAUGUUGUGGCAUUUGGCUAUGUGGCAGCAUUAGGGAAGGGAGUCGUGGGUAGUCUGUAUUUUGAAAUAUUACAGACUUCCCUUCAUGGGCACCCAGUUUUCCCUUGUCUCAAUUACUGAUACCCCCAGAAUCACCUUUAAGCUCAGGUCUUGUCAGCAGAGGUAAGGGCCAUGCUGAAAAAAGAUACCCCAGAAGUCAUGGAUAAUCAGUGUCCAGGCAUCUAUUUCCUUCAGAGGGGCUACUUAUUUUUGUGGACCAGAAGGAUGCAUUUCCAGAUAGUACCCAUCCAUUAGCACUGCAGAAAGUGUCUUUGCUUUGUUUGCAAAGGGACUGUCGUUCAGUUUAAGACCCUGUGCUUCAAAUUGAACAGCCAUUCAGGUUUGUGUGUGUUCUCCUUAGUUACAGUUAGUGCCCAUUUUGUUCAAGAUAAGUCUGUUGCGUUAUCUUGAAAAAUGGUUGAUCUUGGUAUCUUCAGAGGUACAGUUACUUCAGGCUUGAGAUUGUUUUCACUCUUUUUGUCUUGAUAUGGGGAUUGUGGUGAACUGGAAGAAGUCCAGUGUCCAGCUCAAAUAGCAAUUAAACUUGGGAAGGGUGAUCAGUACAGUAGCAGUGGGUGUCUAUCUUGUAGACUCAGAUCAACAAAGCUAAUGGUAGUUCCUGUCCUUGGCUUUGGCUAGUUAUACCCUGUCACCAAUUUUGAAGCUCAUGUCCCACAGGCUCACAUCACUGGUAUAUAAAGCAGCAUUGAUCCUUCAACUUGAACUCUUUAUACAUACAACAUCCCAAAGCCAGGAUAUGAAAGGUGAUCUGAAGUAUUUAGUUGAUAACAACAACCUCUCCAUCUCCACCACCACCACCACCACCACCACCACCACCACCACCACCACCACCACUACUACCACCACUACUACCACUACCAAUAGAGGUGCAUCUUUUCUUGAAAGCUUUAAGGGGGCCGGCUGGAACCCCUAUAUAUGGUGGUAUAGGGCGAAAAAUGCAAAGUCAUGAAAAAAUUCAUGGAGCUUCAUAUGGCAAUUGAGAAUACGUAUACGAAAUAUUUCGUCAAAAUUCCUCUUACUUUCGUAGUUACAGGGUAAUUAGUUAACGUAACUCAAUAAGCCUAAAACAUUGAUCCGUACAAGAAAAUGCAAUAUUUCUUCUAUUAUCGUAAAUUUUGAUCAUUAUUGUCAAAGAAAUUGGGAGAAAUGGCAUCUAUAGACAUUCCCCAAGUCGAGAAGGAGACUUCAGGCUCAGUACCAAGUCCAGUCCUGAUUUAGUGCGAUCACAGACUUCAAGUAGUCUACACGUUCCAUUUCACCUCUGACAUUCGCCUGCGUUUAUGUAUGUUUAUGUAUGUUUCGGCAAGAAUUCCAUCAUGCCAAUGAGGAAAAGACAAGGAAAACAUCUCGCUAACAUACAGACGAAGAAAAAUCGCUCAAGUAUUAUUACAGAAUAUCAUAUAUAUGCGUAGUUAGCGAAGAAAAAUCGCUCAAGUAUUAUUACAGAAUAUCAUAAUAUAUGCGUAGUUAGUGAAGAGAGAGGGGUGGGUUGCGAAGUAAGGGUUGCUUAGUAACGCCCCCGUCUUGCUUGACAGCACACGUCACACUGUGCCCAAGGCUACGAUAUUUGAGCAAAGAGAUCUUCAUUUAUGAUAAAUAACAAAGUUUUGGUUUUUAAUACCCAAAAUGGAAUAUGAAAUUCAUAAUAAUCAUGAUUUAUUAAAUUGUCUUUGUAAAAAAAAGAGUACGCCUUCGAGUUUCACCUCUUGGCAUUCUCUUGCAUUUACGUUUGUUUAUCUUUGUUCCGGGCAAGAAUUUCAUCAUGCCAAAGAGGAAAAUACAAGGAAAACAUCUCGCUAACAUACAAAAGAAGAAAAUUCGCUGUAAUAAGCCGAGUUAGUGAAGGGGGGAGAGAGAAUUGCGUAGGAAGGAGUGCCCCAUCUUGCCUCAAGCAGUGCCCAGGCUGCGAUAUAUGAGCAAAGGGAUCAUCAUUUAUGAUUAAAUUAUGAUAAAUAAAAUAGUUUUGGUUUAUUAAUACACAAAAAAGAAAUAUACAUUCAUAAUGAUCAUUAUUUAUUAACAUUGUCUUUAUAGAAAUACGAAGGAAAACUUUGAACGCCCGUAUCUCAAAACUAUACUUAUUGACCUUCAAAAUCUAUCUUCUCACUUAGUUUUAAAGCUAUAACAUUGGAAUUUGGUAUAUAACUCAAAAAGACAUUAUAGAACAAUCAAAUAGAGCCCUUUUUUCCAAUUUUUGUUUCGUAUUUUUUUUUAUAAAUUUUUUUCUCCUGAUUUAUAGGGUUUAUUUUUUUACCAUAUUGAAAAAUUCAUAUCUAGCAAAAAAAUGACUUUUAGAAAAAAAAACUCUCCAUUCGAUUGGAGGUCUACAUCAGGUCUAUAUAUGGUAGUAAUCCCAGGUCUUAAUAUUAAAUAUCAAGGGAGGAGAUAGAAUUUGAAAAAUGGUUAUUUUCGGGAUAAAUCGCCCUGGCGUCACAAAACCGGAGGUCAGAGGCGAAAAUCAUAUGCGGUUUGGAGAUGUCCCAAGUCACCUUAUUAAGUGGUAUGAAUAUCAAAGUCCUGUCCUUAAAAAAGGGCAUUAGCCGGCCGGCCCCCUUUAAAGGUUGUUUGGGAUAUAUGCCUGUAGUGCCUGGUAAGCUCUUCAGAUGCUCAAUUGGGUAUCACUGUUUUAAAAAUGCAGUUGGUGUUGCUGGUGUUGUGAGCAUUCCAAGACAGAUUGAUUGUCACUCAGUGGUGUCCAGGAGCAUGAGGGACACAAUGUAGUGUCAUACAUCAACAGGCUUUUGGGGACAGUUCCUAUCCCCAUUGCAAGUUAGCUCAGUGUUCUGGUUAAACUGCUUGGCAAUAAUCUACAAUUUGGCACAUCAAGUGCAUGAGUUGGUAGACUGCUAAUCUGUCAAACUGCCUGCCAGAUUUGGGCAGGAAAAAUAUCUUGGUGGACCAGAUCAGUUGCAAGGUUGUAGGUUGUAGGCACCAAGUGGUCCUACAUCUUAAUUAGUGGAAAGGUUCUUCAAGUUUACGGAACACUUGUUCUUCAAGCUUUUGGGAACACUGUUGAUCAACCUAUCCAUCAAAGGAAUUUUAACUGGAAUUUCCUGGUGUUCUCCUUUCUGGUGCCAGACCCAAUCAACUUUGGUAGACACGCUUCAACUCUUCUGUGACCACCAAGAUUCCUGUGCUAUCUCACACCAAGAAUCAGGGUAACCCUUGUUGGCCCCCAGUCAUGUGGUACCCCAAUCUGCUGGCUCUUCUGGUUAAGGCUCUAAGAGACAUCUCUCCUUGGCAUACUCCUCUUUGUCAUCCCAUUCUGCGUUGGUUGUGCCAGCGUUCAAUGGUGUCUUGAGAGGGACAUUUCUCCAGGAAGUCACUCUGCAGCUGAUUUCCUUCUCUUCCUCUGCCGGGAUUAACUCAUAUUUUUCUAUGGUAAAGGGUUAUCGUUCUACCCUGAAGCAGGUCUUUGAUGAGAGGGCAUGGAUCUCUUCUUUCUUUAAGAGAAUACUCUAUGCUUAUUAUAAGCUUUGAACAGUCUUGUCCACCCUGUGAAUUUAGGUCUUGAGAGUGGGUAUAAUUUUUGUUGUCCUCUGCAGUGUCUUGUAGGUUAUUUUUCAGCUCCUGGGAAAGGCUUAAGAUAAAGAUCUUACUUGCAAGUCUGCUUGGUAUAUGAAGGGAUGGAAUUAUUAUAUUUCAUUCAGUUUUGAGGUUGUUGGGUUAAGUUGAAACCUUUGAGUUCACAUGACACAAGAUUUGAGAGCAAAACUAUUCCAUUCUUUUGAAACUUCUUAGGUGGAGAUUGAGAAAAGGUUCCGAGAGAUAUUUGGUGUUGCAUGGGCAAUUGUUGACACUUUUUCAUGUCCAUUGGCAAGCUGAAAAAGAAAGUGAACAAAAAUUCCAUUUCCUCCCAGCUUUGUGAGGUAAUCAAACAAGCAUACCAGUCAUCUAGCAUGAGUGAUGAUUCGAUACCCAGUGCAAAAGAUCUCAGCAUCCAGGGAGUUGCUUUGUUCUGUUUAUUUAGGAUGAGCCUGGUUUCUUGUAUAUUGAUACCAGACAUAUUAAGAGGACAAACCUGAUUCACCUGUUUCUACUUCAAGGACAUCACCCUGAAGUCCUUGUAUACCUUAUUCUUUGGACCUUUGGUGACUUUUCAACAUGCAGUAUAGUUCCACAAGCUCCAUUUGGACAGGAAGGUAUGUCACCAAAAGGUUCAUGGUAGGCUUUCAGCUUGUUUGAAUGGGGAAAUUUCAGAAUUCUUUCCUCUCUCUUUCCUCCUUUAACUGUAAAUAACCUGAAGUCAUGUUUGUGUUGGUUUGGCUUUGUGUAGGUGGGUUAUUUAACAGAGUUAAUUGUCCAAAAUCUACAACUGGAGGAUGUAACUCCCCCCCCUUCAGUUGUAGAUUAUACUAUAACAUUGUUCAUGUGCCAACAAACCUUCGGUCUUAACAAUAGGAUAAUUUUCUAGCACUUAGCCAGAUCCGGUUAAAUCGCAGAUGAAAAGCAAGGAAUCUUGUGAGAUCUGGCAACGCGUGCGUAUAUCGGGUGAAAACUGGUCAAGGACCAUGCACCCACACUACUGCAUUCAGUUUUUUUCUGAACUGCAUGGGUGAGAACAAUUGCAAUGAUAUUACUAUCUAACGAGCAGUAUCUCCCAUACCUACAUAGAAGAGAUUAUCAUCUUCAUCAUCAUCAUCAUAAAUUUUUAUGUCUGACUUUUCCAUUUUAUAUGGUUAGGUAUAAAGUAUCUCUCCACUCUUAUCUGUUCUCCGUUCUUUUUGCCUGAAUUCCUAUCUGGUAUAGGCAGUCCCCAGUUAAUGGUGGGGGUUCUGUUCCUGGCUGAGCUCUGCUAACCAAAAAUUGUCCAUAACCGGAUUGGUGCCGAUAAACUGCUUACUGGCAAUUUCUUGAGUCUGUCUGUAUCCAUUCUCAUCACUGAUCCAAACCAUCUGAAUCUUUGAUAUAUACAAUCCUUUUUGUGGCUUCUUGAUACCACAGCUCUCCAUUAAUUUGUCUUUUGUAUAGUCUUCCCACCAUAUUCUGACCAUGAAUCUAAACAAUCUGUGGUCACAACUUUUCGUUUUCCUUGUCAGUGCUCAGGUUUAUGCUGUGUAGAGUAAUGCAGGUUUAUAUCUACGUACUGUAGUAGGUAUUUUCUCCAUCUGCUAGGGGAUAUUUUUAUUUACCAUGGAAGAGCCAGGGUUGAUGUAAAUCUUUCUGGAACAAGGUUCCGGCAGAAAUACUCAGGCACCUUAUCACCUAAGUUUAUACCAGGCUGUAUAGGAAAUUACAAGUCAUCCUCCCUUUUGCUCAUGUAAACAACCAGACAUUUCCAGAAGUUGAUGGACAAUCUUAUCUGUCUCUGUAUCAAACUUACUCAGACAGUAUGGGGCAUGGCAAGGUUAGUAACCUCUGAAGCUUUGUGAGACAAUAGCUCCCACCUAAUGAAUGAGUCUCAUAAAUAAAAGUCAAAUAUUUAUGUAUAUGCUUAAUGUUGACAAAUUGCAGUUACUAUUUAAGAUAGAUUACAUUUUCUUAGGGACUGUCUACCAUAUUUCAGAGUGUUGAAGAUACAGGUACUCCAGCCUUGAAGAUACAUGGUGUGGUAAGUGCAUUUGACUGUUUGAAUGUGUUGAACUAUCAUGAUAUUGGCUGGUAGAGCUUAUUUAUUAUUACGGUUUUUUAGUUUGUUUAUUUUGAAAAUACUUGUCUGUUGGCUUUCCAACCAUAGUCUGUUGAUAUGGAAAUCAAUGUUUGUGACUGUGAAUCUGUGUGGGUACCAGAGCAGGUGGAAGACCUAGAGUUACUUGGAUAAGAAUUGUGAGAAGAGAGGCUGGGGAUGAGUAGAGAUUUGUGAAGACAACACAGGAAAGCCUCUGAGUUUCAGAAUUUCACAAGAGACCCUUUGCAUCACAAGCCCUUAGAGCAAGUGAUGAUAAUGUAUAGUUUAUAAUUUUACUUGACCAACAUUUAUUAUAACUUGCAUUUUAUAUUCAGUUGUUCAGGUUUAUAAUAUGUUACUCUGUCAUGUCAGUUGGUAAUAUAAUUGAAAAUCUUCAAAAUAAUAGCAUCAUUUCCAACAUAAUGAGAACUGUGGCUAUUUUAUCAUGGCUUCUGAACAAAAUUUGUUGAUAAUUAUAACAGUUUUAGUCUGGUAUUGGGUAAUGUUGAUUUCGGUGUACAUUUCACAUUGAGUUAUGCGAAGGAAAUUUACUGGGAGCUUAAUCUAGGCUACAGUUAUAGUGUAGAAUAAGGCAGUCCCCAGGUUACGAUGGGUUUGGCUUACGACGUUCCGAGGUUAAGGCGCUUUUCAAUUAUAUUCAUCAGAAAUUAUUUCCAGGGUUACGAUGCCUACGGCGCUGAUUUGGCACAAGAAAUAUGACACCAAAAAUGCAAAAUAAUCAAUAUUUAAAGGAUUUUUUUAUGAAAAAUCCAAAAUGCAGUUUACAUAGUUUUGAAUGCACCCAAACCAUUAAAAGUAAGGUUUUCUUAGGAUUUUUUAUGAUGUUCCGGCUUACAACGAUUUUCAGGUUACAAAAAGUCUCAAGAACGGAACCCCCGUCGUAACCCGGGGACUGCCUGUAGUAGUUUGUCUAGUGUGACUGUGAAAUCUUUUUGACUUCCAAAAAUAAGCAAGGAGCAAGUUCAUUCCUUUUCUCUGCUGAUGUCUCCUAAAUUUCAGGUGUAUUGGUUUUAUUUUGUAUCUUUUCAUUUCUUUUUAUUUACCAUCUUUCUGUCUCUCUGCAGGCUGAUUUUCCUGUGGAAUUCCUCUUGGGUUUAUAAUCUAUUGACUGUAUCCAUAAGGGUUUUCAGCUGAAGAUUUAAAGAAAGAAAGAAAAUAGAAGACUGUUUUAUUUGGACUAGUUGUCUGUUAUACAGUAUGUACCUGAAUGUUGGUAUUUAUGGAGUAUGUAUAGCAAUUUAAUUCAGCAAUUUAAAAAGAUUAAGAGGCUUUUGAGGCAUCACAAAUUACAACGUCUUUUAGCAAUAUAAGUUGAAUGUAUGGUAUUUUCUUUUGUGUUUUUGUUAGGAAAUACUAAUGUGAGACUUGUAACAUGAUCUUGUAACAUUAUCUCAUGUAACAAAAUUGUGGUUAUUUUCUCCUGUUCUUCCAGUUUUAGAAAUUUCUCAAGCCAUAUUUUGCCAUUGUUAUAAUUAUUAACAUGUACCUUGUUAAACUGCAGGACUGUUAUCAUAAUUAUAUUGUAAUAAUGAUACACUUUACAGGAGAGCGAUAUUGCAGUUAUAAAGUUAUUUGUGUAUAACUUAGUUUUAUGGUAUGUGAGUGGCAAAGCUAAACAGUGAUAAUGUAUGCAUAUACAUAUACGUAGUGUUAUUGUAAAUUAGGAAUGUUGAUAUUGCUUAAUUUUCAGUAGUUGAGUACUUUAGUUAUUAGUCUUGGGGUUGUCAACUUAAAAUUUAUAGAAUUAGAAUAGGCAGUCCUUGGUUAUAAGGGGGGAACUCUGUUCCCAGCCGAGCACUGCUAACCAGAAAUCACUAAUAAUUAUGGUAAUAAAUGGCGGUUACAGCAUCGUAACCACCAAUAAACUACUUAUUGGCACAAAUAAACCGCUUACUGAAACCGAUAAACUGCUUUACGAUGCUGAAAAUCACUUAGCAUCACAGAAAAUCUGGUUAGUGAUGUCGUUAGCCAAGCACUGUAAAACCGGAGGACUGUCUGUAUUGUAAAUUAAUUUACUUAUCUAGAAAGAAAAGGGAAAUAUGGGAACAGAGACCUUUUUGGUCCUUUCUUAUCACUCUUGUACAAAGACUUUCAGAGGAAGAAUCCAGGUCAGCUGUUUAAUCUGCACUGGUUGUAAUUCUUCAUGAGAAGUGUGUAUAAGUAAUAUACGUAAUGCAAAUCCCUAUACAGUAGUUUUCUUUUUCUCUGUUGUUUUAUUCCUGUGUUUUUUUAGAUUUGUGGAAUAUCAUUAUAUCACAGCAUCUUGCCAGCUAUUUCUUUUGUUAAGAAGAAAAAGGCUUAGAUAAUAGCAGUGUAAUGAAUGAUCAAUGAUAUCUUAUUCCAUUAUUGUUAUGUGUAGUAAAUAAAAAUAUAGU
Messenger RNA from Macrobrachium nipponense, 14503 nucleotides. It is a transcript of the gene DNaseII, whose product is annotated as deoxyribonuclease-2-alpha-like. Gene Ontology annotation, biological process: apoptotic DNA fragmentation. The record is from RefSeq and is a predicted model, not a curated record. Gene Ontology annotation, molecular function: deoxyribonuclease II activity. NCBI's taxonomy places the organism in Eukaryota, Metazoa, Arthropoda, Malacostraca, Decapoda, Palaemonidae.